AUGUUCAUACCCUGCGUUCUGUGGUCUCUAGAGGCGGACGUUCACUUCGAGGAGCAGUUUGCUCCAAAGCUCUUGCAAAGUCCGAAUGUACGAUGCUUCGCGCUUCGCCUGGCCACCCCUCCAAAGUUCGAGGGGCCACCUGUGCUGGGCAUGGACAU
Symbiodinium necroappetens is the source of this 158-nucleotide messenger RNA. The record is from the annotation of a GenBank genome assembly. Lineage: Eukaryota; Dinophyceae; Suessiales; Symbiodiniaceae.